UAUAUUCGAGCAAGGCACAGAUGAAGUUCAGACAGCCUUCAGGUUUGCGAUGUUGACGCAUAAUCAGAACGUCACAGGCCGGAGGUUUGAGCUGCAGGCGUACGUUGACGUCAUCAACACAGCUGACGCCUUCAAGCUGUCUAGACUGAUAUGCAACCAGUUUUCUCGGGGAGUGUUCUCCAUGCUAGGAGCUGUCAGUCCUGACUCUUUCGACACUCUGCACUCCUACAGCAAUACGUUUCAGAUGCCCUUCGUAACUCCUUGGUUUCCAGAGAAGGUGCUCUCCCCAUCCUCGGGAUUCCUGGACUACGCCAUCAGUAUGAGGCCAGACUAUCAUCAAGCAAUUAUCGAUACUGUUAAAUACUACGGGUGGAAGAGGAUUAUCUACUUGUAUGACUCACAUGACGGUCUACUGAGGUUGCAGCAAAUCUACCAAAGUCUCAAGCCUGGUUCUGAGUCUUUUCAAGUAGAGAUGGUGAAGAGGAUACAGAAUGCUUCUGAAGCAAUCGAAUUUCUUCACAGCAUAGAAGAAUUGAGCAGAUGGAGUGACAAAUACAUCGUCCUGGACUGCCCCACAGAUAUGGCUAAAGAGAUUGUAGUCACUCAUGUAAGGGACAUCACUCUAGGGAAGAGGACUUACCACUACCUGCUCAGUGGACUUAUCAUGGAUGAUCGUUGGGAGUCCGAGGUUAUAGAGUAUGGUGCCAUCAACAUCACGGGGUUCAGGAUAGUGGAGGGCUCUAGAAGAUACGUCCGGGACUUCAUUGAGGGCUGGAGAAGACUUGAUCCCGCAACCUCAGUAGGAGCCGGACGAGAAUCAAUUUCGGCGCAAGCAGCCCUGAUGUACGACGCAGUGUUCGUGCUUGUCGAAGCUUUCAACAAGUUGCUGCGCAAAAAGCCCGACAUGUUCCGCAACAAUCUGCGCCGCGGUCAGCUGUUCAACAAUGGCAGUAGAGGAAUUGACUGCAACACGAGCAGAGGAUGGGUGACACCGUGGGAGCAUGGGGAUAAAAUCUCCAGAUUCCUGAGAAAGGUCGAGUUGGAAGGGUUAACGGGAGAAGUGAGAUUCAAUGAUGACGGUCGCAGAGUCAACUACACCCUCCAUGUUGUAGAGAUGACUGUUAACAGCGCCAUGGUCAAGGUAGCGGAGUGGACUGACCAGGGUGGUUUUAACCCAGUUGCCGCCAAAUAUGUGAGACUACGACCCCAUAGUGAAAUAGAGAAGAACAAGACAUACAUUGUCACCACCAUUGUGGAAGAGCCAUAUAUUAUGCUGCGAUCUCCUGAAAAAGGUGAAAACUUGACAGGCAAUGACCGCUUUGAAGGCUAUUGCAAAGACCUGGCAGACCUGAUAGCAAAGAGACUCGGCAUCAACUAUGAACUGAGAAUAGUGAAAGACGGUCAGUAUGGAGCUGAGAACUCAGAUGUGAAAGGUGGAUGGGAUGGAAUGGUUGGAGAACUCAUUAGGAAGGAAGCAGACAUGGCGAUCGCUCCGAUGACAAUUACGUCAGAACGGGAGAGAGUGAUUGACUUCAGCAAGCCUUUCAUGUCGCUCGGGAUCAGCAUCAUGAUCAAGAAACCAGUCAAGCAGAAGCCAGGAGUGUUCAGCUUUCUAAAUCCUCUCUCAAAGGAGAUCUGGGUGUGUGUCAUCUUCUCCUACAUUGGAGUCAGCAUCGUCCUCUUCAUCGUCAGCAGAUUUUCUCCGUACGAGUGGCGACUUAUUUCGUACGCCGACGAUCCCCAUCAUCACUCGCUACACCAUGCUGGUACUCCAGGACAGGCUCCUGCGGUGCUGGCCAACGACUUCAGCAUAUCCAACAGUCUAUGGUUCGCUCUGGGGGCCUUCAUGCAACAGGGCUGUGACAUAUCGCCAAGAUCUAUCUCGGGCCGCAUAGUAGGGAGCGUCUGGUGGUUCUUCACUCUUAUCCUCAUCUCUUCCUACACCGCCAACCUCGCUGCCUUCCUCACUGUAGAACGGAUGGUCACUCCCAUCAACUCCCCGGAAGACCUCGCCUCCCAGACGGAAGUUCAGUAUGGCACCCUCUACCAUGGAUCCACCUGGGAUUUCUUCCGGAGAUCACAGAUCACCUUGUACAGCAAGAUGUGGGAGUUCAUGAACUCACGAAAGAACGUAUUUGUGAAAACGUACGACGAAGGAAUACAAAGAGUGAGGCAGUCGAAGGGCAAGUACGCGCUGUUAAUAGAGUCACCAAAGAACGAGUACACCAAUGAAAGAGAGCCAUGUGACACAAUGAAGGUCGGGAGGAACUUUGACUCCAAGGGGUUCGGAGUGGCGACCCCCCUGGGGUCCCCUUUAAGAGAGGUGGUAAAUCUAGCAGUGUUAUCACUCAUAGAAAACGGGGAGCUCACAAAACUACUAAAUAAAUGGUGGUACGACCGCACUGAGUGCAGACAUGAUAGUAAACAGGAUGCCUCCAGGAACGAGCUAUCUCUGAGUAACGUUGCGGGUAUAUUCUAUAUCCUGAUAGGGGGCCUCAUCCUAGCCAUGGGUGUGGCCCUCAUUGAGUUCUGCUACAAAUCUCACAACGAGGCGACCAGAGCUAAGAUUCCCUUAUCGGAUGCCAUGAAAGCUAAAGCCAGGUUAACUAUAGGAGGGAGAGAGUUUGACAAUGGCAGGAAAAGAGACAACCUGUUUCAAUACUACUCACCAGCCAACCAGAUAAACCAACAAGAUGGCGACCAAUUGCACAGCAACACACACACCCAGGUCUGAUGUAGGUGCUAGGGACGCCCAAGCUCCUGCACUAGUGUAUAAUACUGUACAUAGACACGGACUCCGUAGUCUUCUGUUGCAAUCAAUGUACCAAACUAGCUAACUGUUUCAUUUCGUUUAUUUCAUAAACAUUUUUUAUGUGUUUGUGAAGAAAUAUUAAUUUUUGCCUAAAAAGAGGCAAUAGAACUUUUACAAGGUACAAAAGUAAAUCCAAAGUCGAAAAAAUUGGGAAAUAUAACAAUUACGAUGAAAAUUACUGAAUAAAUCUUUAACUACCUGGUUUAGAAAGUUGCCAUUCAACUUUCGUUCUUAAAAAAUCAUUUUCUGUAUUUAUUAAUCAUGGAGAUAAUAAUAUUGUUUUUUUGUGUCGGUAACUAAUUAAGUUUUUCUCCAAAACUUGGAACAAACUUAGAAUAGUUUUAGAGUGUAUGUAGCAUUUUCUUAUAACGUAAUACAUUUUUUUAUUUGUUAAUCAUGCCAAUAAUUAUCAAAAUAAAUUAUCAUAGAAACAAUACAAUGAAACUUAUCCCUAUACUUUUAAAUAGGAUCAUCGAAUGCAUUAAACAUGCAACUUAUUAUUUAUUACUUAUUGGAAGCACCAAUACAUUAUCUUAAAAAUAUUUUGUUUGCAAUUUUCUCUUAAUAUGGUUUAAGGUUUAGGUUCCAAGAAUUGCUGAACAAUCUAUGGUGCUACUAGGUGCUUUUAGUAAAAGAAAUUUACAUGAUCACAAAACGUCAUCUUAAGCCAUGAAUUAGAAAUGUGUCCAAGUUUUUUGGGCUUAAAUUGACGAAAUUGAAAGUAAUGACUCUUCUGCAAAGACUUAAAGUUAUAAGAUGAUUUUGUGUAAAGGAUUUGAAAAAGGCUGUAACACUGAAAAGAUAUGUCAUAUUGAUUGCAAUAGGAUUAAAAGAGUAACUGAGAAAGAUAUAUUUAUUUAUUACUAUAGCGUUUAUGUAACGAGGGUUAAUCAUGGAAAACUUAAAAUUAUAUACAUUGCAAUUCAUUCUCAGGUUGUAGAAUUUUCCAAGGGUAAUUUAAAUCAAAACAUGUUUAUCUAACACAGAAAUCAAAAGUAAUGUCUUCUCUUUUUGAAACUAGUACAUUGUUCAUAGAUCUUUUAAUUCUUAACAUUUUAAAGAUUUUACACAAAAUACUAACUACUGAAAUA
Molecule: messenger RNA, 3903 nt
Organism: Macrosteles quadrilineatus (aster leafhopper)
Lineage: Eukaryota; Metazoa; Arthropoda; Insecta; Hemiptera; Cicadellidae
Product: glutamate receptor 1-like
Exons: 19
Coding region: 50-2734 (894 amino acids)
Biological process (GO): synaptic transmission, glutamatergic; modulation of chemical synaptic transmission; monoatomic ion transport
Cellular component (GO): postsynaptic membrane; plasma membrane
Molecular function (GO): glutamate-gated receptor activity; transmitter-gated monoatomic ion channel activity involved in regulation of postsynaptic membrane potential
Source: RefSeq, a predicted model, not a curated record